GUCGGGGAUCAGCCUCCUGAACCGCAGUCCGGCGGGGAUUCCGCUUCCAUCCAUUCCCCCCAUGUCCAAUUCGUCGCUGCCAGGAUGAGCUUCCAUGCACCUCAGUAUGCAAUGCAGCGCAACUUUGUUGAUGGCGCCGUAGCAGCAGCGUCCAUCGUAGUGCCGGGUAGGUAA
This is a messenger RNA of Linum tenue, 174 nucleotides long. Lineage: Eukaryota; Viridiplantae; Streptophyta; Magnoliopsida; Malpighiales; Linaceae. The record is from the annotation of a GenBank genome assembly.